Messenger RNA from Priapulus caudatus, 5536 nucleotides. Its product is annotated as CUGBP Elav-like family member 2. The record is from RefSeq and is a predicted model, not a curated record. The coding region runs from base 59 to 943 and encodes 294 amino acids. Gene Ontology annotation, molecular function: RNA binding. The transcript is spliced from 10 exons. Lineage: Eukaryota; Metazoa; Priapulida; Priapulimorpha; Priapulimorphida; Priapulidae.
CAACACGAUCCCAACACUGGCUAACUACGCAACGCUGCAUCAACUUGGCUCGCCCACGAUGGGUUCGCUAGGCGUUCACUCGCUCGCCGCACACCUUGGUAAUAACACAGCGGUCGGCUUGCAUGGUGCUAAUCUGGCAGGCCUGAGCGCACCGAUGAUGGCAGCGGCGGGCUCCACGGCGGGAGAUCUCGCUCCCUCACAGACCUACAGCUCUAGCAUGCACAACCUCGCAGCGCUGAUGGCAGCUAACAACCACCCUUUGAGUUCGAUAGGCAGUAUGCACCAGCUAGCAGCACUGAGUCCAUCCAUCGCAUAUUCACAAGAUGGAGGCACCAGUUUAGCCAGUGCAGGGCCCGACUGGAGGGACGGCUACACCACUGCAGUGCCAUUCCUGAAGGCUCACUCGAUACCCGGCAGCCUCGGCUGCGCGACGACCUGCCCCAGCACGAUGUCCGGCACGGCCGCGCUCACAGGGUCCGGCUUGUUCACGAUGAGCGGACUGCCCGUCGGAACAAUGAACGGCAGUGCACUAGGUACUACUAACGGCUCAGGUAUGGAUGCGCUCAGCCAGGCAUACUCAGGGAUGCAGCAAUAUGCAGCAGGCUUUCCAACUUUCACCCAGCCCAACGUGCAGCAGCAGAUCCAGAGCGCGUCAGGCAAGCAGAGUGAAGGUCCGGAGGGAGCAAAUCUGUUCAUCUACCACCUCCCACAGGAGUUCACCGACCAGGAUCUGUGUCAGACCUUCCUGCCCUUCGGCGUUGUCCUCUCGGCCAAGGUGUUUGUUGACAAGCAGACGAACCUCAGCAAGUGUUUCGGCUUCGUCAGCUACGACAACCCCGUCUCCGCGCAGGCGGCCAUCCAGUCCAUGAACGGGUUCCAGAUCGGCAUGAAGCGGCUGAAGGUGCAGCUGAAGCGUUCGAAGGAGGCCAGCCGGCCGUACUAACGGUGUCUCUGUCGUUGCUAGCUGUUCGUCUAACCACGCGUUCCUGCAUCGCUGUCACUGCGUCUCUAUUUCUCCACUGUGUGGCGCUGCCGUGUGCGGCUCGCCUUCGCCGAGGACUGUCGAUUUGCACGGUGCGUCACCAUUUUUGUUUCUAGAUAACAGCCGUAGACAUUUGUAGCUUCUGUAUGUGUGCGGGCGCGAGCGCGCCCCGAGCCGCCCAGCAGGGGGGGUGGGAGGUGAGACCGACCUCCCGACCGUGCAGCGGUAACUAACCGUACAUGCCGGGACGACCGGUCGCCCGUCGGACAACCCCCGGCGGCGGCGGCCCGGGGCGCGCGAGCGCAGACGGCCGUAUUGUGCUGACUGGUUCCAAGGCUGUCGAGUUUGCUGUUGUUUAACAUGGUCCCCGCCCGGCGUGUGUGGCUGACAGGUGGCGCCACGUGUCUGACGACCCUCGCGGCCGUUGAGAUGCGUAAAACAAUGGCCUGCGGUCGUGAUGUCGGAACUCGGAUAUGGCAGCACGAUUUCUGUAAUUAAGUUAACGAUUAAAUUUCAAUAAUUAUUAACGAUUAACAUUUUAUUGAUGAUUUCUUAUUCCUCUUUGAGUAUUUAAUAACUAUUAAUGGCAGUUUAAUAAAGCUGAUCACGAUCGAGGAUACUAUAGUUGUCACUCGAACUGAUCUCUCCCAGUAUACUGCGGUAACACGUGGCGCCCUCUUCCUAACAGUGGCGCCCCCUUCAGCCGACAUGCCGUCGCGGCGGCGCGUGUCGCAUAUACCUCAGUGUCGCACACGUUCAGGGCAGCUCUGUAAAUACUGAUUCGUGUCUGGUGCUGUUCACGUGCGAUGACUGCUCUGUUGUUUUUCGAUGACACGCCGAUGGCCGGUUUGGCGGCGCGUGUUGCUUUCGAAUGGCGAUUGCCCCCAUGACCUGGUUGUGCUUGCCUGCGAAGGUAGGUGUGUUAGAGAGAACGCUAGCGGGUGUGUAGUUUUUUUUACGAGAGCCUUGCGCACUGUGCUGAGCAGCAGCUAUCAUGGCAACCUAGAUGCACACAUCGAGUUCAUUUAGAAGUGAUGAGGAUUGAUUCACUGAGUGAUUGAUUAUUUGGUUUGUGAAGCAUCGUACACUGAUUGAGAAAACUCAAUACUAUUUGGAAUCAUCAAACAAACUUAUUUUUUGCGACUAUGAAUAAUUGAGUGAUUGAUGGAUAAUUUGGUUCUGUAAGCAUCCUUUAAUCAAGAAAACUGAAUACUAUUUGGAAGUAUCAACCAAAUGUGUCUCUUUUACGAUUAAUAGUAGUAUGUACCUAUAAAAUAAUAGUAUCUACCGAGGUGGGUUCUGUUAUUUCCUUUGAGUUUCAAUUUGCAAUAUUCAAAUUAUUAUUAUAGUGUUAUAUUAUUGAAAAGUCUGUGUAUCAGUAACUAUAUUCUAUCUUUAUUUUAUUAUGAACUAUAUGAUUUGGAAGGAUAAUUAUACAUAUACAUGUGUGAUACACAUGUAGUCAGUAUUAUACGAAAGCAGAUGUAUAUUGUACUAUCAAGUUAUAUAUCAACUUGUGCCAAAUUAAUGAUGAUCGUUAUAUUUUGGCAUUUAUGUGAGAAAAUUUAAAUCACUGGGACUAUAAUAUAUUUUAAAAGUAUAUUUUACUGUAUUUAAGUAUUAAAGUGGUGUAUGAUAUUAAUAUCAUUAUGGCUAGAAAUUAGUUUUGUGUCUAGAAUCAUAUGUUAUACAAAACUCACUAGGCGGUAGAGAUAUAGUUACGUAAACCAGUGUCACCGUAUACUUAAAUGCUAGUUACCCAAAUCAGCUCUGUGCAAUUGUGCUGUUCGUAUCGUAACCUUCAGGUGUUUAUUGGUCGUGCGUGUCACGUGGCGAGAGAGCCGGCUGCUGGAAUUGGCUGAACUUGACUACCUGUAGCCAUCGGUGCUGUGUGUGUGUGUGUGUGUGUGUGUGUGUGUGCGUGCGUGCGUGCGUGCGUGUGUGCGUGCGUGCGUGCGUGCGUGCGUGUGUGCGUGCGUGCGUGUGUGGCGGGGAUAAUAGAUCGAAGAACUGGCGGUCGGAGGUCUUAUGUCGUGCGAUGACCUAAUGGAGUGUUCUGGUGUAAUACCCCCAAAAUCAGCAGCAAAUAUUUGGACAUUUUCUCAGCUGCCUGUAAAUCUUUUCAGUCGUGGCAUUACUCUUUUGUUAGUUUAACUACUAAAGACGAAGUCCGCGGGGCGUAAUUCCGCUUCAUAAUCGAGAUGAACCUGAAUUUGACGGUAAUGAAUGAAUAAAAUUUCUCUAAUGCCGUUAAUUUAUAUAAGACGAUUAAUCACGAAAAAUUCAUGCUAACGAUGUAAAAUAUACACGUUACACCCCAUCAAGACCCUCCUGUGAUAAUCAUGCACGAAUGCCUUGGGUGUAAUGUUGAGUGACAAAUUUCAUUGUGUGUCUUUUGAGGGGACGAGAUGCGAGUUGGUAUGUAUGAGUGUGUGGGCGAGAAUGAGCGUUGAUAGCUUACAGCUGUGUUCAGUAAUCGAUUGAUAGCAGGGCGAAGUGAGUUUUGUGUGACCAUCUUGGAAGCGUGAAGCCAUGUGACCAACGACAUUGUGUGUGCGUGCGUGCGUGCGUGACGGGCUCUUAUAUAUUAUGCACUGGUUAUGAUCACCUCGCUCAUUGUAGUAUUGUGGUUGUGUUAUCACACGCACACGUUAUCAUUGUGAAUUUGUGUCAUCACACGCGCACGUUAUCAUUGUGUUUGUGUUAUCACACGCACACGUUAUCACUGUGUUUGUGUUAUCAUACACACGUUAACGGUGUGGUUGUUAUAACACAAUAUAACAUUACGGUUGUUUAAUCAAAUGCGCGCACGUUAACAUUAUGGUUAACAUUAUCUUUUUUGGUUGUGUUCUCACGCACGUGUUAUCAUGUACGGGUCACCGUUGUGGUUGUGUUAUCACACACGUGCAAUCUGUUUGGUUGUGUUAUCACAGACACGUUAUUGUUAUAGUUGUGUUGUCACAUGCGUGUUCUCACGUACGGAUUAUCGAUGUGGUUGUGUUAUUAUUCGUGGCUGUGUUAUCACGCACGUGGUGGCGCCACUGCUCACGUUUCGUCGUGUGUUAGAAUGUGAGCUCGGUCGCCAUGGUUACUUGGUUGUAUACGUGAACCUCAGGAAUCGCUGUCUCAUAAUGUAUUCAUUCGUGUUUGUUCACGCCGUAGGUUCUUCCCUUUUCCGCCGCCACCCUCUGCCAUUGUCGAUGCCUGGCACGCUCGAGCUCUUCCAUCCUACGUCGUCACCCGCCGUUAUUCACGUCGGGAUGUCGCGCUUUUCACGGUCUUCCCGUAAGAUCGACCGGCGGUCAGUCUGUAUGGCCGCCGCGUCCCUUGUAGUGGAUCUUCCACUGAUAUCUCCUCACGAGGUCAUCGUUGCUCCAACUUUUUAUAACUGUCCGUCGAUGACGAUACGUAGCUAUCUGUCUAUAUUGUUCACGUGUCGUGCAGUACACUACAGUAACGUGGAUCGGCGCCAGUGCGGUGGACAUAUAACUCUACAGUGAGUGAUUAUCAGUCAGGUCAUACAGCUGCCAACAUUAUGGUGCAGAGAUUUCCUAUGUUUAGUAUAUCAGACGGGGAAGCUUCGUAAGGUUUCUGUCGAGUCGCAAGGCUCGUAGGUAUCUAAUGAUAUAGGGGUAUAGAUAUCUGCAUAGUUUAUGGUCAGACAGUGGUUUGUGAAGCGCUGCAUCCUGGCUCUUGAUUUGUUCGGAGAGAGGCUGCGGUAGCGACGCAGCUGACAGCUGUCCUCUUGUCGUCACUGCAGGAAAAUUGUGAGCGCCAUCGUGUGUUAAAGCUAGGAAAAAUAUUUUUGAUGUCAAGCCUAAUGGUGAUGAUGAUGAUGAUGAUGAUGAUGAUGAUGAUGAAGAAGAUGAUGAUGAUGAUGAUGAUGAUGAUGAAGAAGAUGGCAAUGGUGAUCUUUUUUUUCAAGCGUUGUUAUCAGUUGAUGGAAGUGACUGAAGCUAUGCAGUGUGUUGCCGUUGUGGUUGACAUCAUUGUUAUGCUUGCAAAAAUUAACCUCAGAAAGGUCAGCGGCCGUCAGCCCUCAAAUGUGAUGGUAUUUAUAUAUACAUAUAUAUGCGUACGCGUGUACGUAUACAUACAUAUAAAUGUAAAUAUACAUACGAUACGAGUAUCGUACGAUGAGAACAAUAUAACUCGGCAGAAGAUUUUGGGUUCAUCAUCAGUAUCUCUCAGCUCUUCAGAUUGUUUUAUCAUAUGCUAGGUCGCAAGUAUAAGCCAGAAAUUCCAUACCCUAUACCCUACCUUACCACACCACACGACGCCAUUUUCUCACAAAGCCAUCCGAUAAACUAAGAGCCUAUAUAAUUAUAUAUAUAUAUAUAUAUAUAUAUAUAUAUAUAUAUAUUCUGUCUUUUCUCUGUCAUGUAAUUGCAGGAAUAUCAUCAGUUUGUUAGACUACGCUAGCACAUUCAUUGUAAUUGUAUUAUAUAGAAAGAGGUAGUAUAAAAGAUUAUAUAACCAAAGUAAUGACAUGAAGUGAAUUUUGUUGUCACAAUCAAGAUCAUAUUAAAACAAUAAACCUAAUAUUGAACAAUC